AUGCCGAUAUCAACAGACAACCUGAGAGGGGGUCCCACUGCCGUGCCAGAUGGGCGCGUCAGUUACACAGUAUCCGCAGACGAACUUCUUGCAAUUGAACUGUUUGCUAAUACACUCCUGGCUCGAAUACAUUUUAUCUUCUUUCUCGCUGCGUUACCCGACACGCCACAUAACAAGCGGAAUGCUCUCCUUGAAGAAGCGGACGCCGCACUUCACGAGGCUGAAGAACUUUGCAUGUCUGGGACCUAUCCUAUACGGUAUGAGCUCAAAGCGAAAUACUGGUAUGUUAGAGGGUUUGGAGCAGACACAAAUCGCGACCGUCGCAAUGCCGUCGAGUCAUACAGGAAAGCCAUAGAGAUGGACAGCGAGUAUGAAGCAUACGAAGGAGUUAGGAGAACUCUCUAUGCUCAAGAAGAAGACGAAGAAGAAGACGAAGAUGAUGAAGAUGAAGACGAUGGAACUCGCCCCCGCAGUAUACUGUUCCGCAGUCUACUUCGAAGCACGAGAGAAGAAGUUGACGAUGGUGAUGACGAAGUCUCACGAACUGUCAAGGAAGUGGCUCUCAGACCCUCAAGAAAACGUAGCUCAUUCUCGUCUCAACCACCGCCUCCGGUCCUAGUCCAGACGAAGCCUCCACAUCCAAGUUACGGAAGAGAACAUGCCCAGGCACAGUCAGUCUCGAAGCCAAAACACGAACCUCCGGUGGAUCUACAAGGGCCCUUGCAAGUAGUAGAGUCCCAAUUGACUUCAUUUACAGAGCAGGAAGCACUACUGUCGGAUACGCCCAGCAUCUCAAAAUCUCAGGUCGAUGAGGCACUGAUCUCGAACGCCACAUCGCAAGAUCAUCCAUCUACUUCAAAGCCAACCUUGCGUAUCCAGUCUGGUAGACGACUCUCGCUGACUGGUUCCGAUUCAAUGCCUUCUUCACCGAGUAUCCCGAGCCCUUUGAGAACAACCUCGUUCCCGAGCGAUUUCGUGAAUGAUGCUGACUAA
This is a messenger RNA of Exophiala spinifera, 993 nucleotides long. RefSeq lists its product as uncharacterized. Lineage: Eukaryota; Fungi; Ascomycota; Eurotiomycetes; Chaetothyriales; Herpotrichiellaceae. The coding region runs from base 1 to 993 and encodes 330 amino acids. The record is from RefSeq and is a predicted model, not a curated record. The transcript has a single exon.